CAUCAAGACCGGCCUGCCGAACCACGCGUCGACGAGGCGCCCAGGGCUCGUAACACAUCCCGCAGGACCAAUAUUGCUCAAGAGGACGAGUAUGCCUCCGAGGAUGAUAGCAGCCUCACCGGUAGGCGUAAACAUGAACGUCAACAUCGGCGCGAGCUGGCCCGCGCCAAACCGAUACCAAAUACCAAGAAACGCGUCAAACAGAGGGCAAAAUAUAUCGACCACACAGAUGAAGGUACGCUUAGCGUUACGGCAAUAAUGUCGAGCUCACGUCAAUUUGACAGUGCUUUCGGCAUCUGAGCACUCCACCUCUCCAUCACCGUCACCUCCUCUUCCGGCUGCUCUCCGUCGUAGACCAUCGAUUACCAUGCCAGGGUCCCUGUUUCCUCGCUCACCAUCACUUGUUCCAGAAGGCCUUAACGAACGACAUGUACGGUUCAAGCCUAACGUCGUUAGCCCAACUCCUGCCCGUCCGGUAAACGAACCUGGUCCUUCACAGUCUCGCCCGCCAAUGGCACCUUCUGUUAAGGCAGCGGUUGAUCGGUUUCAUGUCGAGCGAGACCACGCGGAUCCCUCCAUUCUCCUCCCAAAGACCUCACCCCAACGCUUGACCGGUCAGUCUUUUGUGCGGCCACUUGUUCCCCGGAAGGUAUAUGCAGACGGAGAGUCUUUACGCGUAUCUGAUGACAGUGACGAUGACGAUGACGAUGACGAGUACCCUCCGCGUAUAAGUGCUAGCGCCAAAGGCAAAGGACGCGCCGUUGAUUAUUUUAUGGGCGGAGACACUUCGGGACAUAUUCGUGUUCGAGGUAAGGAACGGGAACUUGUAGCUGCUCGAGAGGAACAGCGAAGAAAUGAAAAACGUAGGACGACUGAAGCCAACGCUGGGGAUGUAGAGAAAGAAAAGAACAGUGACAAAGAACGAAUACGAAUGCUAGAAGAGGAAAUCAGGAGACUAAAAGAUGAGCUCUCCCGAAGGCCCACGAAUGGUGUAUCGUCCCUCCCCUUCCCUCCACCGCCACCUCCACCUCCACCUCCGCCACCGCCUCCGACAUCUUUUAAUACACGAGUGCCAACAGAAAUUGGUACGCCACUCUUUACUUCGGCAAGAGCAUCAUUAAAACCUGCGCCAACGCCUACCGAGGCACCCAUAAAUCCUUUGUAUGCUCCACGAAGACAGGGUAUGCCGACCGUCGGUGUCACACCAGAUAAGAUGGCAGCAUUCUUGAACGAAAUGAAAACCGUGCGACUCAGGAAAGUAUCUAAUGGUCCUUCGGCGCCUGUUUCUCGUCAUGAAAGUAGCGAAUCUCUCAGAGAGAGAAGCUUUUCUACCAGCAGUAGAUUAUCGCAGCGGAUAGACAGCCUAUACUCGUCUUCGUCUUCAACUGCUUCGCUACCCCCGACGCUCCUGUCUUCUAUAAGGAAUCUUGGUGACGAUAAUGCUAUUCCUACAGGCGUAAAGAGAAAGCGGAAUGACACUGAAAAUACACUGCAAGACGAAUCGGAUGCAGCUGUCAAAAAGCGAACUAUUGCAGCUUCGUCUGAUUCUAGCUUCGCUUCGGUCUCUAGCUCAACUUCUUACAUACCUACAGCCGAGAAUACAGUGACCAUUCCUCCUUCUUCAUCAUCGUCCAAAUUACAACCAUGCCCACCACCCUCACGUAUUCCACGACCUAUACAACGCCCUCCUGUUGGCGCGACGCCUUCUCUCUGUUCAGAUAAUGACGGUACGAGUCUAGAUGACGCUCCGCCGUCAACUCCGCCUUUGGAAAAUAGACCGAGCUUCCUCGACUUCGAAGUCCCGAUCCGGGGUGAAUCGGACAAUCCUGACGUCGAUAUGGAUGACGAAAGAGAAGAAUCGCUUUCUCGUUUGCCAGCUUCUCGACCAGCAACACCUUACAAGCCUAAACCUUCUGUAGACGUCUUCGCUAAGCGUCCACCUGUGUCCCCACUACCAGCGCCAUCACCUCGCAAACCGCGCCCGCCGUAUAGGCAAUCUCGGCCCACGCCUGCUCCCCCAUCCCGUGAGGAGACGAGCGAAGAAGACCCACUGUCACUACAACCCUCUCAGCCUGAAACCGAUCCUGUUCCUCGUCCAGCAUCCGGGCAGACUGGGAAGGACAUCUUUCUCGCACAGGUUGCUCAGGCGAAGAAACUGCAAGAGCAUACUCGUCGUAGUAGCGUGGCGUCGACCUCUGCAGUGUCGCGGUCGCGGGCCUCUUCCGCCUCGAGGACUUCUAAAAGGAGACCGACUCUGGAUGAAGAACUAUGGGAGGCCGAUAAGCGAUUAUUGAUUGCGCAGGCUGAUGGUGACGAGGAAGACGACCUUGAAAGCGGUAUUUUCGUGGGCGUCGGAACACGAAGUAAGACCCAAGGUUUCUUGGCUCAUGGCGGUGCCGGUGGUCCUCCAGUCUUUAUGGGUGUUGGUUACGUGGAAGGUGCGGAAGAAGAGGAGGGCGGUGACCUCAGGAACGAGGUACAGGACAAGCGAGACACUGAUGGUAUAUCCGAGGAGCCAUCUCCGUCACGUCGGAAGAAAAAGCCAACCAAGAAAAAAAGGGGGAAACGCUGAGUUGUACUGUAAUCUACUUGUGAAUAUCUGUACAUGUGUUAUCUGUUUUCUUGGUGCAUCUGUUCUGAGGACUGGGUUCCUGUUUGUUGCUGGGUAGUCGUAUAUCUUAUCAUGUUUGUUUAAGUAGUUUAUUGUAUUAGUCUUUACUUAGAAUAUCUUGGACUCAAUGUAUACGAGGUUUAGUGAAUGAAAAGAAUGU
Desarmillaria tabescens is the source of this 2771-nucleotide messenger RNA. RefSeq lists its product as uncharacterized. The record is from RefSeq and is a predicted model, not a curated record. The coding region runs from base 368 to 2572 and encodes 734 amino acids. NCBI's taxonomy places the organism in Eukaryota, Fungi, Basidiomycota, Agaricomycetes, Agaricales, Physalacriaceae. The transcript has 3 exons.